AUGUUUGCAUCAGCAGAUGAACUGUUCGGCUAUUCUUCAAUUAUCUUAGGAGUUGCACCAUUAGCAACUCAAUUGGGUUUAUCUCCAAUCUAUUGGAUAUUGUUGUUUCCUAUUGUUGCUUUACCUGUUUUCUCACUUUUACUUCCAUUAGGACAUCUAGCCAAUACUGGUCCUGUAUUAACAUACAAGCGGAUUGUUCCUCUCGCUUCAGGUAUCGGAUGGGGAUUAACAUGGCUGAUCGGCGAACGAUUGUAUGUAGAAGGACUUCGAGCUGUUCAAAAUCUCUUUUACAUCGUCUUCUCUAUACGUACACAGCUUACAUGGGCUACACAGUGUGGCUCCAACUAUAAUUCCAAAUACUGUAUGGACUUCUUUGAAGAGAACAUUACUGUAGCCGAUUAUCAUCAUUAUCCGGAUAACUAUUGGCCAGCACAAGAGUUCAACAGAUACUACGUACGGGGAAAUGCCAUUUCGGACAAAAUGCCAGACGCUUGGGAACCUAAUGAGUGGUAUCUUGGACAUUCGACUGAACUUUUUGAGUUUGCUUGGCCUUCUGUUCGUUUAACUUUGGGACAUGCCCUCAUUUGGAUACUAAUUCUGAUAUGUGUUGAGAAACUUCAACAAGGCUCUCAAUCCUGGUUCAUUAAGAUCUUCGUUGUACUUCCUGUAGCGUUGUAUACUGUUCUGAUGAUGGGGAUGUCAGUUAGUGGGUUCCAUUUCGGUUUACCUUCAAUACAAACGGAAAUUGACGAGCAGAAAAGAGAUUCAGACCCAUUCGAUUUCUGGGCAGAUGUUCGGGGAUUAUUCCGUACAUCGUUGCUACUUGUCGACUACUCUGCUGCUUUCACGGGAAUCAUUCUGUAUGCGACUAGUCGUGUUAAGAUUGGUUCUUCCCAAUUGAAUCCUUAUUUCUUAUUGAGUGCCCUACUUGUUGUUCCAACUAUGCUCACAAUACUUCGAAGUGGGUGCGAAGGUCACAUAACAGAUCUCCAACCAGCUUACAAAGCUUACAUCUCAACAGACGAAACCAUAUCAUUUGAUUUAUUACCUGUCUGCUUCGCUACAAGUAGAUUCGGACCCUUAUGGUCAGUUUUGUAUUUCACGGCUCAACUUCUUUACUCUUCUAUUGGUCCUAUGGUUAUCUAUACUUCAUUCAUAUACCAAUCUUUCGUGGAUGAAAUUCCCACAGUCCAAAACAAGUGUAGGCUGUUCCUUGUUUCAUUCACCUGCGUCAUAUCAGUCCUCUCACUCUUCCUCUACAUGCCUAUGGGUACUAAGAUUACUUUGUUAUUCCGUUAUGCUUCUCAGUCUUCAAUUCUCCAAAUUCUCUGUUUCAUUGUUAUCUUCUUCGUAUAUGGUUGGCAGACAGUGGAAGCUGACGUUCUAACCAUGUCAAACGAAAAUGGAGCUGUGUCUUUCCUAAACUACCUCUUACGACCAACAUCUCCUAUUUUCACAAUUCUCUUGUUCACUGUCAUUCCAGCGUUGUUAUGUGCCAAGUUUGUAGCUGUGUUUGAUCUUCUUGUUGAUGGUAAUGAUAUUGUUAAACAUAUUGAUGCUGGUGCAUCCUUCAUUCCUGGAACUGUGUUCACUAGACGUCUAAUAGGAUAUGGAAUCAUGUUCAUGCCCAUUUUCAUUGUAACUGCUUAUGCUUCUUACACCAUGUACUCCAUGUGUAUCCGACAUAAGCUUCCUUACGUAGACUUAUUGAAAUCCACAACUGAUUGGAUGCAACAUACAUCCGUCAACAACACUAGACCUCGAGAACACUCAUUAGCCUACGGUUUGUUCAACAGCUUAUCACAUAUCAGUUAUAAGACCUUGUUGCUACUUCUGUUCAUCUUUGAAACUUUUGUUGCUUUGGUGCUCAUCUUAAUGUUCUUCCUCAACAGCUUAUCGUUCUUAGGAUUCUCUUCAUCAACUUCUGCCAAUCACUAUCGUUCACUUAUGCUUUUUGUUUUGGUUUUGAGUCAUCUAUAUUCCUUAUAUGAAAUUAGAUCCAGUCAACGAAAUUGGGAUUCUCCAGAAAGAUUAUCAAUUUACAUUGCUGUUGCGACCAUGGAAUGUGCUAUGCUCAAUGGCUAUAUGUGGAUGUUUACAACUGAUCAUUCAUGGGGCAUAGAUGGGCAACCAUUACUCUUGAUCUUCUUGAACACAGUUCUACGAGGAGCAUUCAUUAUAAUGGCUAUUGCAAUAAGAGCACAUAUGACUGAGCUCAUACGUCCACCAACAAGACGUACCCGGGAUGCUUCUGAGAUAUACGAUGUCGAUACUGUCGCUGAAAUGGAUGCGGAAGAUGACAGUCCCAUUAUUUUUGAUGUGGCAAGAGCUUAG
Messenger RNA from Auanema sp. JU1783, 2334 nucleotides. The record is from the annotation of a GenBank genome assembly. Lineage: Eukaryota; Metazoa; Nematoda; Chromadorea; Rhabditida; Rhabditidae.